AUGGAGAAAGGGAAGAAGAAAAAGAAGUGGUGGAGGUUGUCUUCUUUGUUUGGAGCUGUGAAGAAACAUCUGAAGCGCAGCUCGAACCCAGUUCAGGGUGAAGUAGAGCUGCAGCAAGAGCAAGAGCAGAGUGAGGGAGUGAAGAACCAGAACCAGUGUAAAGACAGAUGCAGUGAUGACUACACUGUCAGACACAACCUCGUGAGCGAUCAGCUGUGUGAAGGUGGAUUUGACGCUGAGGCGACACGUUUGAAGGAUGACCCUGAACUUGGAUCUCCACAACGUCUUCCAGAAGAGAAGGACCUCAACAUCCUGAGCACUGCUGAUGCUGCUGAGGGAAACGACCAGGAGAGGAAGGUGAUGGAGAAAGAGAAGAAGAAAAAGAAGUGGAACCAGAAAGAACAGAAAGCCAGAUGCAGUGAUGACUUCAUUUCCAGCCACUACCAGCUGGGUGAUCUGCUGGGUGAAGGUGGAUUUGGUUCUGUGUAUGAGGCGAGACGUUUGGAGGAUGACCUUAAAGUGGCGGUCAAAUAUGUUAAUAAGACCGAAACCUACAGGCCAAGUUUAUACAUUCCUGGAUAUCAGCAACAUGUUCCACUGGAGAUCGCUCUCACAAUCCUGGCUAAUAAAGGCCCCAGAGUGCCAGAGAUCAUCCAGCUGCUGGACUGGAAGGACUACAGUGACCAUUUCGUCAUGAUCCUUGAAUGUCCCUCUCCUUGCGAGACUUUGGAAGACUUUGUGGGGCGUCAGGGUGGACGUCUCAACGAGAGCUUAGCACGGCGAGUCAUGAUGCAGGUGACUAAAGCUGCGAACGUGUGCUGCCAGCGCCAAGUGUUCCACCGUGACAUCAAACUGAGCAACCUUCUCAUCAACAACCAGACACUUGAAGUCAAACUAAUUGACUUUGGGUGUGGGGACAUUCUGAGGACAACUGUCUACAUGUCAUACUCUGGCACAGCAACAUACGUCCCUCCUGAGUUUCACAUAAAGGGAAAGUACCACGGCAAGCCUGCGACGGUUUGGUCACUGGGGGUUCUGUUAUUUAAAAUAGUGGCCGGAUAUUAUCCAGGUUUCUUAGAUCUGCACAUGCUCAAACUGCAUCUCUGGUCCACAACUGGUCUGUCAAACGAAUGCUGCAGAUUGCUCCGCGCUCUCCUGCAAAUAAAGCCAAAGAACCGAAUUCAGCUGGAGGAAAUCCUUUCCCACAAGUGGUUUACGGUACUAAACGCCACCACAUAAGACCACCUGAGAAGUUGUUGUAUCUUCAGCUCUCCAAUGGUUCCUGCAAUAGUUGCAGCAGUAUCAGAGGCCCAGUCUACAACGUCUGUCCCCUGCAGUCCAAAACAUCCCAGAAAAGCUGUUUUAAACUAGAAUAUAUAUUAAGUUAAAAUGUUAUUGUCACCUUAACGUUUUAAUUGAUUAACGGCAACAAUUAUUUUAUCGCGCGUUAACAGUUGUUUGUUAAUAUGAAAGUCCAUCGCUCACUGGCUCUGAAUACACAUACAGUCAAAGCAUGGGUCACAGGAGGAGUGGGAUGUUGAUCAGUACUGACUUGGGAUGGGUGUCAUCACGUGUCUCAACCAAUGAGAGCAUUUGUGGUGGGCCUAAGACUGCAGCAGCCCACAUGAAGUGCUCGGGACUUCAUAAGUGGGAAACCCAAAGUUUCUGUUAACACGUAAAGGUAGCAGUCUCGCUCAACACAGUGGAGUGCAUCGAUUUGU
Messenger RNA from Carassius auratus (goldfish), 1721 nucleotides. Its product is annotated as serine/threonine-protein kinase pim-2-like. Gene Ontology annotation, molecular function: ATP binding; protein serine/threonine kinase activity. The record is from RefSeq and is a predicted model, not a curated record. The coding region runs from base 1 to 1239 and encodes 412 amino acids. Gene Ontology annotation, cellular component: cytoplasm. NCBI's taxonomy places the organism in Eukaryota, Metazoa, Chordata, Actinopteri, Cypriniformes, Cyprinidae. Gene Ontology annotation, biological process: negative regulation of apoptotic process; protein autophosphorylation; regulation of mitotic cell cycle. The transcript has 11 exons.